AUGCCCUCCGACCUCAGUCAGAAAGCGUCAGAUGUCCGAGAAAGAAUCGCUUUCUUGAACAAUCUGUCGCGAGCGGGUAGCCCGGCAGCCAGUCCACAGCAUGUCUCUUCCACCAUGUCAUCGAGUUCGGCUGCUCUACAAAGGGCCAUCUUGGGACGUGAAGAAGCAGAAUCGGCUCUUGCCAGCGCCAAUACAAUGCUAUCCGAAGCAGAAGCCCGAGAAAGACGAAUCAGCGAGAGACUCGAAUCGUUACUAGAAGAAUUGCAAACUACCCGAGAACGCCAAGCACAUGAGCGAGCAGUUUUUGAAAAAGAAGUCCGCAAAGCACGAAAAGAAGCUUUCCGCGCCGGAUCGAUGCUUGUCAAGGCGCAGGAGGAAUUGAAAUUAUCAAAAGGAGAAAUCAAAAACCUACGAGACGAAGUACGAGCGGAGAGAGAGUCUAAGGAAAGGGCUAAGCAAGAAGCAUUCGAGCGCGCAUAUGCAUUGGCGGGRGKGUCAGAGGAAGUUCAAUCUUUGAAGGACCAGCUGCGCGCUACAGAGUCGAAUAAUCAACAAAGCAUCUUGGAAUCUCAAGUCGAUGAAUUGGAACAGAGUGUCAAUAAACCAGCUUAUACCGAUCAGGCCACAUGUAUGACUCCUACAACUAGGAGGCCCAAGCGAAGUGUGGAUGCACUAGAACUUCUUCAAGUCGCGCAAGGCGCCGAACAGGAUGCACACACCGAGGAAACGCCGUCAAAGAAGAUGAGAUUAUCUCGACGCGUCUCGAACAAAGAGAACCUACAGCCGGAGAAUCUAGAAGAGCAAGCAGAUCUCAUCGCCGAUUUGCAGGCAGAAAUUAGAUCAGAACAACGACGAAGAGAAAAGGCCGAGGAUAUGGUUCUUUUCAUGAAGAUGGAGUGUCAAUUCAAACGCUGCUCUUGCCGAAUUGCCGAAAGCCUGGGACAAAGGUACGUCCACGACAAAGAAUGGGAUGGUACUUUGGGAGAGGACGACCUACAUGUCGAAGAUCAUAUUGAAAAGCAUACCGAGGAGCAUAUUGAAGCGCAUAUCGAGGAGCACAUUGAAGAGCACAUCGAAGACCAUGGUGAAGAGGAAGGGGAACCGGAACAAAAUGCCCGCGAAUCAACGCCAGCUACAUCAGCACACUCGCCACUUGUGAGCCCAGUAUCUGCCAUGACACCACCAACACCACAUUAUCAAGAGUCGACGGACCCAGAAAAGGCUGCUCGACCAGCCAGGCAGUCAUCAGUCGCAUUCGAUGAAGAAACAGGCACGUUCGUCCAGGUCUCAUCACCGCACGCCUAUAUGCAUGACCGACCUAGUGAGGGACCUCUUGUUCUUCCGAAUGCCGACGACGAUGAAGAUAAUGUUGAGGAUGAAGAAGAGGACGACGCUGAAAUUCCGCAUGGAAGCCCUGCAGUCAGAGUGAUGGAGAUGCAGAUGCAGAUGCAAAACGAAGAGGUCAUGUCACACCAGCCUUACGAAAGUGCUGUCGAAGAACAAGAGGAGCCAGUUACCUACGAGCAAGCACCAGAAACCAUCCGUCCUACUGAACACGCCGCUCAAAUGGUCACUACCAUCAACCGCAACCCUAUCUUACCACCACACCGAUCAUCCGAAAGACUUCCUAUCACACCUAUCGACCAAAUCACUGUUAUCAAAGAGGAAACCAUUACAAAAACAGUCCCAAUACAAUUCGAGUCCCGACACGCUCGUAACCCAAUGGACAUCAUACCAGGAACACCCCUAACUCGAGAGGAAGCAUUAGCCCAAAUCCGAGCACGCAGAGGUCGAACACAAAGCGGCACACAACGAUCCGUCAGCGCCAACGAAGCUACGGCUCGAACAGGCGGKGCAAGCGCGAAAGUAGGAGGACCCGCAAGACGUAUACCCGGUGUUAAGCACUCGGAUACAAGGAGCGAGGCGGACAUCAAAGAUCGAAGGUCGGCACCUGUCGGGCGGCGAUACUGA
Talaromyces amestolkiae is the source of this 1971-nucleotide messenger RNA. RefSeq lists its product as uncharacterized. The record is from RefSeq and is a predicted model, not a curated record. The coding region runs from base 1 to 1971 and encodes 656 amino acids. NCBI's taxonomy places the organism in Eukaryota, Fungi, Ascomycota, Eurotiomycetes, Eurotiales, Trichocomaceae. The transcript has a single exon.